Carya illinoinensis is the source of this 1074-nucleotide messenger RNA. RefSeq lists its product as uncharacterized. The record is from RefSeq and is a predicted model, not a curated record. Bases 1 to 1074 code for a protein of 357 amino acids. NCBI's taxonomy places the organism in Eukaryota, Viridiplantae, Streptophyta, Magnoliopsida, Fagales, Juglandaceae. The transcript has 2 exons.
AUGGCCGCCGACGGGGUUUUGCAGCCUCUGACUGGCCCCUACAGGUCCUUCGCUGACAUGGUUUCGGUCGUUCCACAACCCCUACCUGAGAUGGAGGUGGCUUUUCGUCCUCCAAAAAUAGUAGAUGGAGAAAUCAUUUUUCACUCCUCGGCAGAGGAGAUUGAGCGCACUGCUUCUCCUUUCCGAUACUCAAUGGUGAUCAAAUUCCUCCACCCACGACCUUCACUUGAUGAUAUCCGUGUGUUCAUUCGAUCUAGAUGGGGUCUAUCCAGCAUGCCAGUUGUCUCCUCCAUGCAGCAACCGCGCCAUGUUUUUAUCCGAAUGUCCAACGAGGAUGACUUCAAUAAAGCACUUUCAAGAGAUUCUUGUGACGUUAAUGGACUUCCUCCAAAUUUUUUCCAUGCUUCAAUUCUUAAGGUUUUGACAGCACCGAUUGGGAGAUUCAUUCGCCGUGAUAAUUCGACGAAGUGCGCAACCCGAACAGAUGGAGCAAGGGUGUGUCUUGAGGUGACUGCAUCCAAGGAUCCUAUUCUACAUUUUUGGAUAGGAAGUCCUGGUUUACUUGGAAGUCGACGGCAAGGGGUAGUGUAUGAAACACUGCCCGCUUACUGCUCUAACUGCAGAUGCCAAGGCCAUAACUUGAAGACCUGUCGCCGAGGUAAUGACCAGAAUAAAAAAGGGAAGGGCAGCUUGGUUUGGGUUAAUAAAGGUGUCAAAACAAAUAUGGAGAAAGAAGGGUUUAAAGUGGAAGAACUAAUUCCUAAGCCAAUUGAAACCGAUGGUUUAGAAGUGGAAGAAAUUAUUUCUAAGCCGAUUGAAACUGAUGGGAUUGAACUCAGUGUCAACACUAUGAAUGCCGUAGGAGGGUUUUCGACAAGUGAGAAAUCUGGUGAGAAGGAAGCAGGAGGCUCUUCGGUUAUUGAGAAAAUUGUUGAAAAGGAAGCUGAAGUUUCUUUGGUUGCUCAGAGUCUGAAAUGUGCUCAUGAGGAGGUGCAGAAUUUGAUCCAGGGCGUGCAUGAAGAAGAAACAGAUUGCAGAAUUUUGAGUGGACCAGAUGGUGUAGGUGAUGGUUAG